Messenger RNA from Didymodactylos carnosus, 1146 nucleotides. Lineage: Eukaryota; Metazoa; Rotifera; Eurotatoria; Philodinida; Philodinidae. The record is from the annotation of a GenBank genome assembly.
AUGCAAAUCUUCGUGAAAACUUUGACUGGUAAAACAAUCACAUUAGAAGUUGAACCGUCGGAUACUAUCGAAAAUGUCAAAGCCAAAAUUCAAGACAAAGAAGGUAUUCCACCAGAUCAGCAACGUUUGAUCUUCGCCGGUAAACAAUUGGAAGAUGGUCGAACAUUGUCGGAUUAUAACAUCCAAAAAGAAUCAACACUCCACUUGGUGUUACGAUUACGUGGUGGUAUGCAAAUCUUCGUUAAGACAUUGACAGGAAAAACAAUCACAUUAGAAGUUGAGCCGUCGGAUACAAUCGAAAAUGUUAAAGCCAAAAUCCAAGACAAAGAAGGUAUUCCACCAGAUCAGCAACGUUUAAUCUUCGCUGGUAAACAAUUGGAAGAUGGACGUACAUUAUCUGAUUACAACAUCCAAAAAGAAUCAACACUCCACUUGGUGUUACGAUUACGUGGUGGUAUGCAAAUCUUCGUCAAGACAUUGACAGGAAAAACAAUCACAUUAGAAGUUGAGCCGUCGGAUACUAUCGAAAAUGUCAAAGCCAAAAUCCAAGACAAAGAAGGUAUUCCACCAGAUCAGCAACGUUUAAUCUUCGCCGGUAAACAAUUGGAAGAUGGUCGAACAUUGUCGGAUUAUAACAUCCAAAAAGAAUCAACGCUCCACUUGGUGUUGCGAUUACGUGGUGGUAUGCAAAUCUUCGUCAAGACAUUGACAGGAAAAACAAUCACAUUAGAAGUUGAGCCGUCGGAUACAAUCGAAAAUGUCAAAGCCAAAAUUCAAGACAAAGAAGGUAUUCCACCAGAUCAGCAACGUUUGAUCUUCGCCGGUAAACAAUUGGAAGAUGGUCGAACAUUGUCGGAUUAUAACAUCCAAAAAGAAUCAACACUCCACUUGGUGUUACGAUUACGUGGUGGUAUGCAAAUCUUCGUUAAGACAUUGACAGGAAAAACAAUCACAUUAGAAGUUGAGCCGUCGGAUACAAUCGAAAAUGUCAAAGCCAAAAUCCAAGACAAAGAAGGUAUUCCACCAGAUCAGCAACGUUUAAUCUUCGCUGGUAAACAAUUGGAAGAUGGACGUACAUUAUCUGAUUACAACAUUCAAAAGGAGUCGACACUUCAUUUAGUGUUGCGAUUACGUGGUGGGCAAUAA